Daphnia carinata is the source of this 12325-nucleotide messenger RNA. RefSeq names its product protein dachsous-like (gene ds). Gene Ontology annotation, biological process: homophilic cell-cell adhesion. The transcript has 13 exons. Lineage: Eukaryota; Metazoa; Arthropoda; Branchiopoda; Diplostraca; Daphniidae. Bases 659 to 11032 code for a protein of 3457 amino acids. Gene Ontology annotation, cellular component: plasma membrane. The record is from RefSeq and is a predicted model, not a curated record. Gene Ontology annotation, molecular function: calcium ion binding.
ACCUUCACUGGAGUGUGUGUGUGUGAUUGUGCUUCCUGCCGUAGGUUCCUUUCUUUCGGCGCAAAAAGUGAAGCCAACGCUUGUUGACCAUUUUUUUUUCUCAACAAUUUAGUUCAACAGCUAGGCAUUGAAGAACGCGCUCUUGGAUACUGAUACUUCGUCUGGGCCGAAUCAGUUUCUUUUGGAAUUUAAAUCAGCAACACUUUGGAUUAUAAUUCAAUUUACAUUUCGGAUUAAAAAAAUUAAAAAAAAAAAACAAUCCAGAUUUCAUGAAAAUGAAAUCCACAGUUGGAGAUGCACAGCGCAGUUACAAGCCAUCCAUCUCUAGUUAACGCGAAGCUGAGCCUUCUCAUUUCAUAAGAAAUAAUCGUGUGUCGUAGAGCACAAGGACUCCGAACGCUGUGAGAUGGUUAUCGACCAUGUCUGUGUGCCCAACAAGGAAAUUUUCUGACCUAUCGCUGGCCAGUUUUUGAGUGUCCUACGUAUCCGAACAGCUCAGUAUUUUUAACCUACGUGCAGUGUGCAAGUGUUUUUAGGCCGAUAUUCGACAGCCGAACCGUACAAUGAUUUCUUAGGUUGUCACAUUAGGACGCGAGCAUUCUGCAGUUUCGUAUAAACUGCUUGAUUUUUCACGAACCGUUGUGAAAACGGACAAACGAUGGUUCCCUCCGAAUCGGCCGACGGCUGCAAACGAAGAAGCCACUCUUUGGUGGGCUCUUCGUUAUGGCAGACCCGAGUGUUAACGGUCAGUGCAGUGUCAAAACCCACCGCUCCAAUCAAGCCUAGGCAACCCCAUCGGACUGGAAGACGAUCGACGAUGCCUCGGUACUCUUUUGUCCGAUCCAGCGCAUCGUCCGUGACACGUCUUGGCUGUUGGAUGCUAUUCUCAGUCGUGCUAGCUACGAGUUUGACAGUGUCGCAUUGCGAAUACAUCCGAGAGUUUGAAAUCUCGGAAGGAGUGUCGAUCGGUACGACAAUCGGCCUGAUCGGCGAGAGCAACCCAGGUGUGCCGCGACCCCCGCCGCCACCCUAUCUGAUCGUGCCAGUGCCGGGCAGCGCUGUCGACUCGGAUUUAAACAUUGAGCAGUCGACAGGUGAGAUCCGAACCAAAGUUGUGCUGGACCGAGAACUGCGCUCGUCCUACUCGCUGGUGGCGAUCCCGCUGAGCGGCGAGAACAUCCGCGUCUUAGUGACUGUCAAAGAUGAAAACGACAACGCUCCGACGUUCCCCAGUCCGUCGUUGCAGAUCGAAUUCCCUGAGAACACGCCGCGCGACGUCAAACGGACUCUGCCGCCGGCCAGGGACUUGGAUUUGGAUAUAUUCAACACGCAGCGCUACAACAUCAUUUCGGGCAACACCAACAACGCCUUCAGGCUGUCGUCGCAUCGCGAGCGCGACGGGGUCCUCUACUUGGACCUGCAGAUCAAUGGCUUCUUGGAUCGUGAGACGACGGCAUUCUACAGCCUAGUGAUUGAAGCCCUGGACGGCGGUAACCCGCCGCUGCGCGGCUUCAUGACCGUCAACAUUACCAUCCAAGACGUCAACGACAACCAGCCGAUAUUCAAUCAGAGUCGCUACUUCGCCUCGGUGGCCGAGAACGCCACUAUCGGCACUAGCGUCUUACAGGUGUUUGCCACCGAUACGGAUGCCGGAGACAACGGACGCAUUACGUAUUCGAUUAACCGGCGUCAGAGCGAUCGCGAUUCCGUGUUCGUCAUUGACCAACUCACCGGAGUCAUCUCGGUCAAUCGGCCGCUGGACUUUGAGACAAAAGAGGUCCAUGAGUUGGUGGUUGUGGCCAGCGAUUCUGGCGUCCAGGCCCUGGAAACGACGGCUUUCGUCUCGAUCCGAGUCACAGACGUCAACGACAACCAGCCGACUAUCAACUUGAUCUUCUUGAGCGACGACGCAACUCCCAAGAUUUCAGAAGACGCCCAGCCGGGCGAGUUCGUUGCCCGCAUCUCCGUCAACGACCCAGACUCCAAGGAGGAGUACGCCAAUGUCAACGUGACGCUGGACGGUGGCGAAGGGCAUUUUGGUCUGACCACUCGUGACAACAUCAUUUACAUGAUCGUUUCGCUUCCGUUGGACCGAGAGGUCAAGCCCAACAUGACGCUCGUCGUGACGGCCACCGAUCAGGGUAGCCCGCCGCUGCACGCGUCGCGUGCCUUCAAUUUGCGCGUCACCGACACCAACGACAACGCACCGCAGUUUGAGCAAACCAUGUACUACGCCAACGUGCUGGAGGUCGCCGAUCCGGGCACCUCCGUUUUCCAGUUGUCGGCCCUGGAUCGCGAUUUGGGAAACAAUUCCGUUGUGACUUAUUCCAUUCUCGAGUCGCCCGAUACUCACUCGGACUGGUUUCACAUCGACGGACGCACUGGCCUCAUUACCACUCGCAAACACAUCGACUGCGAAACGGACCCAGUGCCGCAGAUAACCGUUCUGGCCACGGAUGCCGGACGACCGGCCCUCACCGGCACGGCCACGGUUCGCGUCACAAUUCGCGACGUCAACGACAACGAGCCCAUUUUCGACCAAAGUUUCUACAACGUUUCCGUCCGUGAAGACGAGGCUGUCGGCCAUUGUGUCCUCAAGGUAUCUGCAACAGAUCCGGAUUGUGGAGUCAACGCCAUCGUCAACUACACGAUGGGCGACGGAUUCGGCAAGUACCGAGAGUUCGAGGUCAACCCGUCGUCUGGUGAGAUUUGCAUCUCGGCCGCGCUCGACCACGAGAAGAGAAGCAUCUACGAGUUUCCUAUAUUAGCAACAGACAGAGGUGGUCUGAGUACGACAGCCAUGGUCAAGAUCCAAGUGAUCGAUGUCAACGACAACCGGCCGACGUUCUACCCUCGCGAGUACAACGUCUCGCUGCGCGAACGCGAAACUGUCAACUCGCCCGUCGUCGUCGUCGUGGCCACCGACAGGGAUGCCGGCAAGUACGGCACCGUCCGCUACGCCAUCGUCGCCGGCAACGAGGAAGGAUUGUUCCGGGUGGAAAUGUCCAGUGGCGAAAUCUUCUUGACGCGACCGUUGACCCGCGCUCGACUGGCUCAUCGACUCAACAUUUCGGCGACGGACGGCGGAGGACUGCGCUCCACUCACGACGCCGAAGUCCUCAUCACCGUCAUCGACAGCAGCCACCAGCCGCCGAUUUUCGAGAGCAACCGCUACCUGUUUUCCGUCCGCGAAGAUGCACAGCGCAACUCGGUCAUCGGCACCGUCUCGGCUUCCAGUGUUACCGGUUCGGACAGUGCUCGCUAUUCCAUCUAUUCUGGUGAUCCGAAUGGAUAUUUUUCCAUCAAUCCGGUCAGUGGCACGAUCACGACCAACACGGAAUUGGAUCACGAGACGCAUCCGUUUGUCUUGCUCAAUGUGGCUGCUAUGACAGGAGAGCCGCCGACGUUCGGUCACAGCCAGGUGAAUAUUACCAUCGGCGAUGUUAACGACAAUGCCCCAGAAUUCGACACGGUGGUUGUGAAGAUUUCCGUGGCCGAGAACGCCGAACUCGGUACGCCAAUUUACGCGGCUCACGCUCACGACGAUGACAGUAAUGACAAUGGCGCCGUCACCUACCAAUUACUGACCAAUCCUGAUGGCUUGUUCAAGAUCGACCCGCGUCAAGGCUUCAUCAUGCUAACACGAAAAUUGGAUUUCGAAACGACGCAGAAAUACGCGCUGGUGAUUGGCGCGCAAGACAAAGGCACGCCACCGCUUCGUUCGAAUCUUACGCUCAACAUCGAAGUGCAGGAUGUGAACGACAACCCGCCGGCUUUCGAAAAGGAUGAAUACCGAGUGAACGUGGCCGAAUCUUUAGCCGUUAACUCGCAGUUCCUGCAGGUCAACGCCGUCGACCUGGACACGGGCAACAACGCCCGCUUGACUUAUCGCGUCAAAGAAGAAGCCCUGGCCGAUCUCUUUGGCAUCUUCCCCAACAGCGGCUCCCUCUAUUUGAAGAAGAGCCUCGAUCGGGAAGUGCGCGACCGCUACACGUUGACCGUCGUCGCCACGGACAAUGGACUGCCGCCGGGAAGCGCCUCGGCCACUGUCAACGUCUUCGUCAUCGACGCCAAUGAUAACGAUCCAGUCUUCACUCGCGAAGUCUACCAGUUCACCAUCGAGGAGAAUUUGGAGAAGGGCGCCUUGGUCGGCGUCGUCUCCGCUACCGACAGAGACCUCGACGCCAACGCCGCUUUGCGCUACAACCUCUUGCCGGCCAACAGCAGUUUCCAGCUCAACUCGCUCACAGGUGAAAUCUUUACGAAAGGACCGCUGGAUCGAGAAGCCAAGGCCGUCCACGAACUGCAAAUGGAGGUGAGAGACCAAGGGAACCCGCCAAGAAGCGCCAAAGCAAUCGUCCGUGUGAUGGUCACUGACGUCAACGACAACACCCCGGUCAUCGUCGAGCCGGAAGAAACGGUGUUGAGCGUUCGCGAAGAACUUCCUGCCGGUACGGAAGUCGUGCGCAUCCGGGCGGUCGACACGGACGAGGGCAACAACGCCUCCAUCACUUAUUCUUUCGUCAUCGGUGACGACACUGACGGAUUGGAAGCCUUCACCAUUGACGAGUCUACUGGAACGAUCCGGACCAAAGUCACGUUGGAUCACGAAGAACGGGCCUUCUAUCGGCUGGCGGUUUCAGUCAAAGAUCACGGCCGGCCGCCCAAGGAAACCGUUCGCCAACUUCAGAUCGAGGUGUUGGAUCUGAACGAUAACAGACCGACCUUUUCCACGUCGUCGUUCGCUUUCAAGGUGGUGGAAGGCGUGGCGAUCGGACAGGAGAUCGGAACGGUGAUCGCAGAGGAUCGGGAACAGGGCGAGAACGGCCGUGUGACGUAUACACUGCUCAGCGGCAACGCCUACGGCUCUUUCGACAUCAACAAGACAACGGGCGCCCUGUUCGUGGCCCGCGAGAUUGAUCGCGAGCAGGUGGCCCAGUAUACACUGCAGGUCAAAGCGGUGGACAGCAGCGUGACGCACCCGCAGAGCAACAUCAUCAACAUCAAAAUCGACGUCGUCGACGUCAACGACUGCGCUCCCACUUUCAAGGUGGACCCCGUCGUUUUCUCUGUCUCGGAGAAUGCAGCCGUCGGGACGGCCGUCUGGAACUUUAGCGCCGUCGAUCCGGACGACGGGCCCAACGGAGCUGUCCAAUACGCCCUGGCCCACCAGUGGCCUGUCGGCGCCUUCAAGAUCAACGCCAAUUCCGGCAUCCUGACGCUCAUCAGCCCACUGGACCAUGAACAGCAUCCGGAAUACACGAUCGUGGUAACGGCCUCGGAUCAGCCAGAAGACGAGCGAGAGCGGCUGACGACAUCCGUCACGGCUCGCGUCCUCGUUGAGGAUUUUAACGACAACGCGCCAGUCUUUGUGUCGCGCACUCGCGUCGACAUCAUGGAAGAUGAACCGGUCGGCUACCCGCUGUUGCACGUCAUCGCCGUAGACCGAGAUGCUCGCGACAACGGACGCGUCUCCUACUCGAUCGUUUCGGGUAACGAAGAUUCCGCCUUCUCGCUAGACGCGGCCACGGGCGUCUUGGCCGUCACCCGUCCACUGGAUCGCGAGUCGCAGAAUCGCUACGCGCUCAACGUGACAGCCACCGACCAUGGAAGGCCGGCCAGGGCCAGCUGGCAGUUGGUGCACAUCCACGUUGAGGAUAUCAACGACAACCCGCCGCGCUUCGUCCGGCCGCUCUACGAGGCAGCCGUGGCGGAGAACGCGCCCGCUGGAACAUUCGUCGUCAAGGUCUCGGCCACUGAUAAAGAUGUCGGUACCAAUGGGAACUUGACGUACGCCAUUCCGGAAGGCAUCGCCGACGGAAUGUUCAGCGUCGACCCGAUGAGCGGUGCCGUCACGACGACUGGGCCGUUGGAUCGCGAGCGUAAAGCGUCUUACAUCGUGACGGUGUACGUGCGCGAUGGCUCCUUUCCGGCUCAGUACGACGCGACGAGCGUGACGGUCGACGUGCUGGACGUCAACGACCACGCCCCUCAAUUCGGCGAAUCGUGUUACGCGCUGCACGUGCCAGAGAACAGCGACCUGUCUGUCAUUCACACGGUCGUAGCCAGAGACGCCGAUGCGGGUGUCAACGGCGAGAUUACGUACAGCAUCACGGGCGGCAACGUUGGCAAUAAGUUCAGCAUUGAUUUGCAUACGGGCCAGCUGUCUAGUCGACCGUUGGACCGCGAACUCAAGGACCGAUAUUAUCUAAUCAUUGCCGCGCAGGACCGGGGUGUUCCGUCGCCUCGCCAGGGGUUCUGCAACAUCACUGUCAGUGUCGAUGACGAAAACGACAGUGACCCGCGCUUCACGCAGAAUCGCUACACGGCCACGUUGGCCGAGAACGUGCCACCUGACACGAUCGUCAUGACAGUCCAGGCCACGGAUGCCGACCGCGGUCACAACGCCAAAAUCACCUACUCGCUGAGCAACGAGACGCAAUGGCUGUUCAAGAUCGACAACGAGACGGGCGUGCUCACCACAACUGGGCACUUUGAUCGCGAGAGACGCGGCAGUUACACAUUCGAAGUUCGAGCUACCGACGGUGGACGCUACGACGCUCGCUCUGAAAAGGCCCAGAUUCACAUCACUAUUACCGACGUCAACGACAACAAGCCCGUCUUCGUCAAGUACCCGUUUGCGGCUGACGUUCCGGCCUUUACGCAGCCCAACCAACAGCUUCUGCAAAUUGUAGCCGAGGACCGCGACGAAGGACCUAACGGCGAAGUCGUCUACAGUCUCAUUAACCAGCCGUCCAAUUCCAAAUUCCGCAUUCACCCAAGCACUGGCGUCGUGACGGCCACCAGCUCCCUCACCAUGGAGUCGGGCCGCCUCUUCCACCUGGAAGUUUUGGCCACAGACAAAGGCUCACCGUCUCUCAGCUCAACGGGUCUGAUUGAAAUCCGCGUCGGCACCGGUGAAACUGGGUCGACGGACGCGCCGUCCAACGUGGCCCUGCGCUUUCAAAACGCCACCUACCACGUCCAGCUGGGCGAGAACGCUCCUAUCGGCAAAGACGUGAUUCAAGUGUCGGCCGUGCGUUCGGACGGACGCCGCCAACGAGUGACCUACAGUUUUGGCAGCGGCAAUGAAGAGAACACGUUCGAAAUCAACUCGAACAACGGAUUGAUCCGCGUUCGCGACCAGAAACGCCUCGACUUUGAGAGCUCGCCACGCUUGCGUUUGAUCGUAGUGGCACAGGCUGAAGGUGCAGCACCCCUCUACGGUUACGCUACCGUUUGGGUUGACUUACUCGAUCAAAACGACAACGCCCCACGAUUUACGCAGGACAGCUACACAUCCUCCGUCUGGGAAGGCAAUAACAAAGGAACUUUCGUCAUGCAGGUGUCGGCCACUGACGGUGAUAUGGGUGCCAAUGCAAAUACCAUUUAUCACAUCGUGGACGGCAACCAUGAUAACGCUUUUGUCAUCGAGCCGCCCUUCUCUGGCAUAGUCAAGACCAACAUCGUUCUUGAUCGAGAAAUUCGCGAUUUCUACCGGUUGACCAUCAUCGCCACCGACGAAGGCUCACCGCAGCUGACGGGCACCUGCACGUUGCGCAUCAACAUUGUUGACGUCAACGACAAUCAGCCCACUUUCCCACCACACAGUGUCGUUAGUGUCAGCGAAGGAUCCGAAGUGGGAACUGUCAUCACGACGAUCACAGCAAACGACGUCGAUACGAACCCGACGUUAACGUACGAUUUCGCCGAUGGCGGCAAUCCUGAUCGAAUGUUUAGCAUCGACCGAUUCAGCGGCAAGAUCACAUUGGCUCAACCGCUUGAUCACGAACGUCAGCAGCAGUACACGCUGCGUGUUCAGGCCUCCGACAUGGCGCACAUUACCGAGACAUCCAUUACCGUCAAUGUAGUCGAUGAAAACGACAAUGCGCCCGCAUUUAGUCUUCAAAAUUAUCACGCAUCUUUGCCAGAAUUGACGGAACCCGGUUAUGCUGUGGUGACAAUCAACGCAACAGAUGCAGACAAAGGAGAUAAUGCCCGUGUUCGUUACAGCCUGGUCAUAUCACCGACGGACGCCUUCUACAUAAGCGAGGAGACCGGCGUCAUCUAUACCAAUCAAACUUUAACAUUCAAUCCACGUCAGCCUGUUCUGCAAUUGGUCGUCAAAGCGGAGGACAGAGGCCGGCCUUCCAUGUCUAGCGUCGUAGCCGUUCGCAUCCAGAUAGCCGACGUGAACAAUAACGCUCCGAAAUUCUCGCAAGAUGUUUACACGGCCCAUAUCAGCGAAGACGCAACUCGCGGCACCAUUGUCUUACACGUAUCGGCUGCCGAUAGCGAUGAGACGCGUGACAAUCACAACAUCGAUUAUUCGAUCGAAAAUGGCAACGUCAACUCGACGUUCCAGAUCACGAGCGACACUGGCGAGAUCCUCCUGGUUAAAACGGUAGACCGCGAAGAAAUCUCAGUCUUCAACCUGAAAGUGCUGGCCAUGGAUCGCGGUUCGCCCGUUCGCAAUUCGACGGCCGAUGUCGUGAUCUACGUCGACGACGUCAAUGACAAUCCACCCGUGUUCAACCAGACUCUGUACGAAGUCAAGGUCUCUGAGGCGCAAGCCAUCGGCACAGCUCUCUUGCGCGUGGCUGCGACGGACCGCGAUCACGACGAGAAUGCCCGUCUGAGUUACGACAUCACGUCCGGCAACGACAAAGGCUGUUUCGAGGUUGAUCCCACGACGGGCGUCGUCUCCCUUAAGAAACCGCUCGAUUUCGAAACGACGGCCGAGCACCGAUUCAUCGUUCGUGCCAGCGACGGCCAUAGCACCCAGCCGCUGUCGGCCAUCGCUACCAUCACUGUUAAAGUGGAAGACGAAAACGACAACGGGCCAGCGUUCCCAGUCGGCUCGUACCUCGAAUUUGUUGCAGAAAAUGCCCCUGCGGGCACGGUCGUGUUCACGGCACACGCCAACGAUAUGGACCGUGGCCCGUACGGCAAGCUGCAGUACAGCAUCGCCAGCGGCGAAGGCAAGGAUCAUUUCAAUAUCGAUCCGGCAAGUGGCACGGUCGUCACUCAAUCGAUUUUUGAUUACGAAGCCAAGAAUCGUUAUUACCUGUCGAUUCAGGCCAGCGAUGUCGGUGGCCAAACGUCGUCGGUUCACGUCCAGAUCGAUAUCGAGAGCCGAGAUGAAUUCGCCCCGGAAUUCACGGAAUCAUCUUAUCGUUUCUCGGUACCAUCCGAUGCCGACGUCGGUUAUGCCAUUGGCAAGGUCUUGGCUACCGAUCGGGACAAGGGAACCGAUGGCCGCGUAGUCUACCACCUACGUAAUCAACACCCACAUUUCAAAAUCAACAAGAUGAACGGUGUGAUCAGCGUGAGGAAGAGGCUGGACGAUCGGGGACCUAUUGGACGUCGCCGUCGAAGAGACAGCGGCCGGCCUUCGUUCGCCAAUGCUGCCAUGAUGCCCGUCGCGUCCGCCCUCACAGGCAAUUCCAUCAGUCUGGUCGUUGUGGCCUCAUCGGGCCGUCCGGGUUCGCUCAGCAACAUGAGCGUCGUUGAAAUCGUGGUGGAAGGCGCAGCCAAUGGAACUCGGCUGGCCAGCGCUGAUCAGAGCGUCGGUGGACUGGCCGACUGGGCUAUGGGUCUGCUGAUUGCCCUCAUCUUUCUCGUCCUCGGUUUCGUGGCGGCCCUGGUCUUCUUGCACAUGCGUCAUCGCAAGCAACCCGCCAUCGGUGGAGCCGUACCCGGCGGUGGCACGUCCAAGGCGCCCAUGUCAGUUGGAUCGGCUCCCGAUCCCUUCGACUCUGCCUCUCAGUUCGACACUUUGGCUUUCCCUCCGCAAUACAACGAGAUCCCCAAUUACGAGCACGCUGAGCGAAGACAUCACGUCAACACGUCGGAGAUGUCGGAGCAGAGCCACUCUGCCUCUAGCGGAAGGGGAUCAGCCGAGGAAGGUGAACCAGAGGCCGAAGAAGACGAAGAGAUCCGGAUGAUUAACGAGGGGCCCCUGAGACAUCAACAACAGCAAGCCAAAUUACAGCGUCUGGGUCUGCCGGUGAACGUGCCCGACUCUGGCAUUCACGGGGAUGACGACAACCUCUCGGACGUCUCUGUCCACAACACCCAAGAGUACCUGGCGAGAUUGGGAAUUGAUCCAUCGCGCACUGACCCAGGCCUGAAUUGCGUCGGUGUUGGCGUCGUGGGCGUCGGAUCGGACGGAUCGCACGUGUCUCACGGCUCGCAUUCGCACAGUCACGUCGGCCAUCCGGGUCACCAUCACGGCGUUGGCGUGGGCCAUUCGAGCAAUCACGGCGGCCACAACAUGACCACCAUGGCCGGCAUGCAUCUCUUCGAUGACGACGAAGGAACAGGCGACGGUGACGGCAUGGAUCUCUCCAACUUGAUCUACGCCAAGUUGAACGACGUCAGCGGCGAUGUCGAUCCAGAGACGGUCUUGGAUGGGACUUGCAACUUUGGUUUCGGCGACAGCAGCCAGCCAUCGAUGACGGGCUCUCUCAGCUCCAUCGUGCACAGCGAGGAAGAACUGACGGGCAGCUACAACUGGGAUUAUUUACUCGACUGGGGACCUCAGUAUCAGCCGUUGGCCCAUGUUUUCGGCGAGAUUGCCCGUCUCAAAGACGACUCGGCGCCCAACAGCUACGGCACCAGUACGCCAAACAAGAAGCCUCUCAACGCCCAGGUGAAAACGCUUCCACCGCCGCUCAUUACCAACGUGGCGCCUCGCUCCAUCGCCCCUGUCGCUCUCAACACCUUGUUGCCCGUCGUUCGUGGUUCCGGACAAUUGGCUCCGAUGCCGUCACUUCCUCGUUCUCCCAUCAAUCACGAGAGCACUUUCACCACGCCUGCCAUGUCCCCGAGUUUCUCGCCUAGCUUGUCGCCUCUGGCCAACCGUUCGCCAUCCAUUUCGCCGUUAGUUCCGCCCGGCGUUAUGACUGGUCCUAAACCGAUGAACCAUCCGUCACAUCAUCAAUCGCAUCAUCAGCGACCUCCUCGUACCGCCGCCAACAUGGUGAUAACCGGCGCUUCUUCGGGAUCUGAAACCGAAAUGCGGUUGUAAAGGAAAACAAUACAUAUAAUAAUAAAUCAUUUUUUUUUUUUUUGCCCCGGCGAUGGCCUAACUUUACAUCACACGAUUGGAUUGAGCAACGUCCCUCUCAAUUGUCGGACGUUGAUUUUCAAAAUUAAAUUAUUUUCUAAUUUUUACACGGGCGAGAAGAGCGAACCAGCAGAGUGCCAAUUCCGCCUCGUCCCCAUCGGUCCUCUCCAACGCGACUCUUGUAUUUUUUUUUUUUUCUGCCUUUUUGAAAAGUGUGUAAGUUGUGCCUCUGUGUCCGUUGUAAUUUUCGUUUUUGAUCAAACUUUGUUUUUAUAUCCACGUCGCGAUUGUUUACCCUCAAUUCAAUAAUGUUUGCGAAAAUGGCGUUGGGAAGAUGGGGGAGGGAGUGUGAGAAGGGGCUGCGUUCAAAAUGUACGUACGUGUCAGAAAACCAAAAUUUUAAUGAAAAAAAAAAAAAAAAAAAAAAAAAAAGGGGCAAAAAUUCACUUGUUGCCAUCCUGAACGCACCCCUUCUAGCUGUCGUUUCCGUUGUUUCCACUAUUCCUUUUGUGAAUGAGAGUGUCGCCCUAUUUGCAAAUCGCGCAACUGUAUUCCAUGCCUUUUGUAUUUGCCGUACGGAUAUGAUUAGUAUGCGGGGAGGGGAGGUGCAGUGGGAUCGUUUGCCGUAUUGAUUGCUAAAUGGUGCCAUGUUGCUCAAAGUUUGAUCGAUUCCAAGCCAUCGUUCAUUCAAAUCGUUGCCGUCGACUAGCAGGCUCACACCUUCUCUCGUGUACAGGAACUUCGAAGCAACAUGUUCGUGUUUUUCAAAAUUCUUUUUUGUGUCUCGUAUUUGCCUAUUUUUGGCUUUACUUGGCAAUAAAAGCCGAACCAAACCAUCCAUCGGUUGCCUUCUUCUCCUCUUUUAGUUCUUAUUUGAUCGUGCGUGACUGUCAGCGUGUGUGUGUGUGUGUGUGACGAUCAUUAUAACAAUCAUUGUUUGGUUUGUUUUGCCGUUUAAUAAGUCACAAAGGUAGUUGGCUUAAACAUCAGGAGGAAAUCAUACUGUCUGUGCCGGAUGCAAAAGGACAGAUGCAGCAGUCCGUAGUCGAUUGUAAAUAAGUUGUGCCACCUCCCUCUACCCUCCCCUUCCAGCAUCGUUCGCCUUAUCACAUUGUCUCCCAAUCGAAAUGUAUAGAAAUACUUCCAUGGUUUUGUUCCGAUUUUUUGUAACAUAAAGCUGUUUUGUUCUGUUUAUUCUUUCCAUUGUCUGUGUGGUGUGUAGGAAAAGAAAUACACGCUUAAUUAUGACUGAUA